GCUCGGAUCUUUGACCUUGCCUUUUCCGGGUAGAUGCAACAGCCUUUUGCUUAUUCUGAUCUGGGGGAAACAUCAGUUGGAUUUGUUUCAAGUUUUCGGCGAUUAAUUCUGAUUUGGGCAUCUAUCUUUUGGAUCUCUAGGGUUGGUUCAUCUUUCUUUUGAAGCCAUUCAUUUUCAUUUCAUAUAGUGGAACUUUGGGUUGAUGAAAAAAGGAUUUUUCCCGUUGAAAUUUUACAAUUUACCUCUAAUACCCAGUUUUUCUUUGCAGUAUCCAAAAUCCCAUUGUAUUUUGUUAACUUAAUUAGCCAAAGAUUGUUGAAAAAGUUAUGGAUUUAGCUCAAGAAGAACCUGCUGGGGAUGGGGAAAUGGAGGAAUUGGUUAGAUUAUCAUCUGCCAAUAUUCCUCGCGUGGAAAAUCAUCUCCACAGAACACAUUUUCCGGGUAUUGUGAGGAAGAAAGCAUACAUAUUCGAUGGUCUCGGAAAUUAUUAUAACAAGGAAUGGGAUCUUGCUGAAGGUAGUGGCCAAGAGUUUUGUUGGUACCAUGUAGAACUUCCAAAAGGGAAGCAAAAGCUUUCUCAAUCUGCACAAUACCUUAUAGAUGUUCUCUGUCCACCAUUAAAGCUUCAAGACAUUCUCUCUCUUGUUAGUAAUGGACCGUUUUGCGGACAUGUCGAUGGAGCCCUCGUCUUUCGGGUGAAUUCAGCUGGCCCUCCCUCAAGUAACUUUACAUUUAGAUUAGCUGCAAGGGUUACCAUGAAUUCGGUGAUUACCAUUUCGUUGGGACGAGUUCCGAGAUUAGGUUUCUCGCCUGUUGGACAAUCCCUUCUCUCGGAGAUUCCUAGUGUCGAAAGUCCAUCUUAUCAUAGAGGAGAGAGGAAGGAAGGGAGUGGAUUUGUUAUUAGAGAACAUGUUCUUGAGUUCUUGUUGACAAUGAAUCACUCUGAGGAAGCUGACAAUCCCGUUCCAAAGUCUGUCUCGAACCUCGUUGUUCACAUCCUCGAUACACACGUGGAUCAUCUACAAGAUGUUGUUACUAAACUCGAAAUGGAGUUGGAUUCUGUGGAGCUUGAAUUGGAUGGAGGUGGAUUUGCUUUAAAGAAAGAGAUGCUAGAUGAGAGAAGAUUCCCCAAAAUGCAUCUAAAUUUGCAACGUCUACUGCAGGUGAUUGCCCAUGGGGAGCAAGUAUUUCCCCGAGUAAAGGAAAAAUGCUCUUCGAAACAUUGGUUUGCUGACGAAGACAUCAGCUCCCUUGAAGAGCUGAUUGGACGGUUAAGGAGGCUGAAAGAGAACGUAGGGUUUCUAGCAAAUCGUGUCACCGCAAUUCAGGCCGGUUUGGAUAGCUGGCAGUCUGAGCAAAUUAACAGAAAACUCUAUUAUCUCUCUUUUCUUUCUAUAAUAUUCCUUCCUUUAUCCGUCAUCACCGGAGUGUUCGGAAUGAAUGUGGGUGGAGUUCCAUGGACCGUGCAAAAGGACCCUGCUCUAAAAGAUGGUUUCCGCAAUGUCUUGGCUCUUUGUGUAGCGAUGCUGCUUCUAGUGUUGCUAUGCUUCAUUUUCCCUGCUCUUUAUACUCGGUUGACUGCCUGGCAUCGGAGGAGGUCUUUGAGAAGAAGUUGGUCCCAUAACCAGAGAUCAUUCCUCAAGAGAACAAUCGGAACUCAAGAAAGAGGUGGUUACCUCAGGAUUUGACAAGGUUAAAGAAAUUCAUUUCCAGGGUAUUUCCGUUUGCUGUUUCCUCAAUCACGCAUGCAAACUGUACUAUUUUCCGAUAACAUCAUUCGACUGUUCUAAAAAUAUAAAUAACGUUGAUCACUUCCUCUUAUUUAGGCUAGAGGCAUCGAAGGCUCUCCGUUAGAGGUGAGUCUUGUUCGUUCACCCGUUUUGUUGUAUGUUGUAUCAUCUUUUCUGAAAGAUUCAACUGUGCAGGUGGUUCCAUUAAAGUUUGACAGUACAAAGACUUUUUUUGUGUGUGUUUUAUUGCGA
Hibiscus syriacus is the source of this 1982-nucleotide messenger RNA. RefSeq lists its product as uncharacterized. Gene Ontology annotation, molecular function: metal ion transmembrane transporter activity. Gene Ontology annotation, biological process: transmembrane transport; metal ion transport. The record is from RefSeq and is a predicted model, not a curated record. NCBI's taxonomy places the organism in Eukaryota, Viridiplantae, Streptophyta, Magnoliopsida, Malvales, Malvaceae. The transcript has 5 exons. Bases 327 to 1688 code for a protein of 453 amino acids. Gene Ontology annotation, cellular component: membrane.